GGACAGACGCUGAUAUGCUGGUUAACGGAGCGUAAAUUUCCGGUAUCCAGUGUCUGGAUUUUCAGGUUGACUGUGUGUGUGUGUGUGCGUGUGUUUGUGAGUGUGAGUGAGUUGCACGCCCAUGUGAGAGUGUCACAGAGUUUGUGGUGUGUGUGUUUGUAAACGUUCCCAGCUCGGAAACUGUCACCACUUUGCACCGCAGGCGAGCUCCGCGUUCCUACAUGCAAGUUACCGUCGCGGCUCCCCAACCGUUGCCCCGCGAUGACCGAAACCCCCGCGAGCAAACCAGCCAAUGGUGAAGUAUGUCAACGACAUGCGAAGAACGGACUUAAACCGGAGAGGAACGGCUUCGUGAAGAGCCUCCACUGCAGCCACGAGCGGCCGCCCAAGCAGCACCGCCUCCCGGACGAAGAGGAGAUCCAUACAACGACACAUCAUGGCAGCUUGUACAACCGGCCGUUCAUCGAGUCGUUUGAAGAAACCCCCAUGCUGGUGGCGGUCCUCACCUACAUGGGCUAUGGCAUCCUCACCAUCUUUGGCUACCUUCGCGACUUCUUCCGUCAUUGGAAGAUUGAAAAGUGCCACAUCGCCAGGGAGAGGGAGGAACAAAAGGACUUUGUGCCACUUUACCAGGACUUUGAGAACUUUUACACCAGGAACCUUUACAUGCGGAUAAGAGACAACUGGAACAGGCCCAUAUGCAGUGUCCCAGGAGCCAAGAUGGACCUCAUGGAGCGGACCUCUCACGACUACAACUGGACUUUUGAGUACACAGGUCGGGUCAUGCGGGAUGUGAUAAACUUGGGCUCGUAUAAUUACCUCGGCUUCGCUGAGAGUACAGGUCGGUGUGCUAACGCUGCAGCUGAGGUUGCCAUGACAUACGGUGUCGGAGUCGCCAGCACCAGGCAGGAGAUUGGUAACCUGGACAGACACGAAGAGUUGGAGAAACUGGUGGCUAAGUUCCUCGGUGUGGAGUCAGCCAUGGCGUUUGGGAUGGGGUUUGCAACCAACUCCAUGAACAUACCAGCACUUGCUGGGAAGGGAUGCCUGAUUCUGAGUGAUGAGCUAAACCAUGCCUCUCUGGUUCUGGGAGCCAGACUCUCCGGGUCCACCAUCAGAGUCUUCAAGCACAACAAUAUGCAGAGCCUUGAGAAAAUGCUGAGAGAAAGUAUCGUUCAUGGCCAGCCAAUGACUCACAGACCGUGGAAGAAGGUCCUCAUUGUAGUGGAGGGCAUUUACAGCAUGGAGGGCAGUAUUGUGCGCCUGCCAGAGAUUAUUGCUCUGAAGAAGCGCUACAAGGCCUACCUUUACCUAGAUGAAGCCCAUAGCAUAGGGGCUCUUGGUGAACGAGGAAGAGGGGUGGUGGAUUACUUCAAUCUUGACCCAAGUGAUGUGGAUGUUAUGAUGGGCACCUUUACCAAAAGCUUCGGAGCUGCAGGGGGAUACAUCGCAGGGAAAAAGGAGCUUAUCGAGUACCUGCGCUCCCAUUCCCACAGUGCAGUUUAUGCCACCUCCAUGUCUCCUCCUGUGGUGGAGCAAAUCAUCACUUCUAUGAAGUGUAUUAUGGGAGAGGAUGGAACGACGAUGGGUUGUGAACGUGUGCGGCAGCUGGCAGAGAACACAGUCUACUUCCGCAAGCGGCUUCGAGAAAUGGGUUUCAUCAUCUAUGGUAACAACGACUCUCCUGUCGUUCCACUGAUGCUCUACAUGCCUACCAAGAUAGGAGCGUUUGGCAGGGAGAUGUUGAAGAGGAACGUCGGGGUGGUGGUCGUGGGCUUCCCAGCUACACCCAUCAUCGAGUCGCGGGCACGGUUCUGCAUCUCUGCGGCCCACUCAAAAGACAUUCUCGACAGGGCUCUGAGUGCCAUCAGCGAGGUAGGAGACCUUCUUCAACUCAAGUACUCCCGUCACAGGAUACAGCCGUCUUCGGCGCGGCCUUUUGACGAUGGCGUGUUUGAGGACAUUGAUGACUGAUGAACCACUCCUCUGCUAAAGUGGUGUGAACCGGAACAGCCACAGAGAAUACAGGUCAAGAUGCAUCACAGGUCUUCCACGAGGACAUCGCUGUGCGUACACACCCCAUCAUUAGCUUGCCAUAACAUUACCUCACAACAAAUGGAAAACCACCAUCGGAUUCUGCUUUGAUUUACUUGUUAAACACACUGAAAACAGCACCACUGCUUUGUCCUGUGUUUUUUAUUUAUUUAUUUUUAUUCUGUCUGAACCUUUUUACUUUUGUUGCACAUUUUGUGUUAAGUAUUUGUUAAGCCUUGUUGCAACAUGUGAGGCAAACGUCAGCUUUACAAAUGUAAAAAGUAACCGCUGGGAUUUUUUUCAAAACAGGAAUCUUAAGUAAACUUAAUUGGAUAAAAUUACGCUAUUAAAGACACAUUUUUUUUUUAAUCUAGCACCAUUGAAAUCAUUGAUUAUCACAAUAGACAGACCACACAAGUUGCCUGUUUGCCAGAAAUCUCUCAUAUUAAGGCGUCAUUUACAGAGGUUUUGUCUGAUUUUUAAAAAUCGAAUCAUCAUAUCAUUCUGUGGGGGGGUUUCAGAGAAAAAUGGCAAGAAUUUUGGAAGCUAAUAGUUCCCCUCUACCAAUCUAGAUUAGAUCAGGUUUGUUCAUGUCUGUGAAUUGAAAGCUAACUCUGAAAAGCACUCCCAGCCUCCUCUAAAUCUACAAAUUAUUUCUAACAUUUCAAUUGUUCCCAUGGAAUCACUAAACCUGAAUUAGAUGGUAAUUAUCUGAGUUUAAAGGUGUUUAAAACCAGCUCCAUGUUCCAGUCUUUAAGCUAAGCUAACUGCCUGCUACCUCUUCAUAUCUAGAACAGACACAAGAGGUACCGGCUAUCUUGUGAAGUCAACAUCCAAUCAAAUGACAUUAAUGACAUUGCUUCUUAACUCUGUUAAAGUCAUGGCAUUUUUUUUAAAUGGAAAAACUUUGUUGUGACUAGUUUCAUUGAGGUGUUUUCUUUCUACCAAACUAACCACUGCAUCCCUGCUGGAGGCAGCGUGAUGACCGCCACCUGCAGUUCAAUAACUCUGUUAAUAAGGAUAAGACUCUGCUCCCAUCUGCAUAAGACAUCACGUUUACAUUAGAUCACGCUCUCAGGGGCGGGAAUAAAGUAGAUGAAUACUUAUUUCUGUGCAUGAUCCUUUAGUCUGACUGGCUCGGUAUGAAGACAAUAGAUCUGACCAUUCAAAACAAGAUUUGUGUUUACUUUGUUAAUGGGGAUUUCUGCUCUGAGUUAUUUCUGCUUGAGGCACCAACAAACCAAUGUAAUUUCAUUCUUUCAUAGUUAAUUUCUCCUUUAAAUGUCUACAGCCCGCCUACAGUGUACCGAAUGACUUAUCUUAUUGGUUUUCCAUGAAAACAUAAAGGUAAUGCUUGUGAACUUUAUUUUCCUCGGCUGGCUCCAGCUCUGAGUCAGUACAGCUGUGCCAAAGUGGAAAUGGAUGUUUCAUAAGUAAAAUUAUCCAUGAAAUCCUCCAGCUUAAGUAUCUCUACUCUAGCUGGAAGAAUGAAAAUGUUUGUAGUUGCAGACAAAUAAGCAGCGACAUAUUAGCAGUGAUGGAAUUAGCACAGAACAAGUAAGUAGUACUCCACUUAAUCCAAAUGACCUGCUGUUUACUAUAAAGAAAGAGGGGGAAAUUUGCAUCUUUAUGAAAAAGUUUAA
Molecule: messenger RNA, 3677 nt
Organism: Melanotaenia boesemani (Boeseman's rainbowfish)
Lineage: Eukaryota; Metazoa; Chordata; Actinopteri; Atheriniformes; Melanotaeniidae
Product: serine palmitoyltransferase 2-like
Exons: 12
Coding region: 262-1974 (570 amino acids)
Biological process (GO): sphingosine biosynthetic process; ceramide biosynthetic process
Cellular component (GO): serine palmitoyltransferase complex
Molecular function (GO): pyridoxal phosphate binding; serine C-palmitoyltransferase activity
Source: RefSeq, a predicted model, not a curated record